UUUCGGUUUCAAGGGAGCACUCAGUGAACAAGGGGUCCAAUCAUCGGCUCAGCGCAUCCGUCUACACGCUAGACCGGGCAAGCGUGACACAACCUGAACCUAGCAGGCAGCCAGGCACAGCAGCACCGCCACUGUCAGGCCGGCACGUGAAAGCACCGGCCACACUCCUACUUGGCGCUCACGGGCCCUUGGCACGCCCAUUGUACCUUCCGUUGCAGGGCAUCGAACCGCUACGAAUGCCAUCCGUCAACCUCCAAUCAGUUGAAGCUUACGUUACUUUUGGCGGAACCUCCUCCUUCAACUACUCACUUCCCGGUCUCACAUCACUUCACAUUACGUCGACUGCUGCUAUACCCUCACGAGCUCUUUAACAAUCGUGGAUUCGAUUAUCAGUAGAGGUAGCUUCUCAGUACAUAGACCAGAACCUCAAGAUCCCCCCAACAAACAAAACCAGAUACCCACUGUUUUCCGGGUAGCCCGCCACUCGGUCGACGACCCCAACCCAGACCCCAUCCAGAACCAGCAUCGGCAUUUUGACUAUACCGACUCUGUCGACGGACGGAGAUCCGACCCGACCGACUGGAGGAUCUUCUCUUUACCGCCCAGCCUCAUACUUUGUUCACCUCUUUCUCUCGCGCUUUCUUUUUCUCUCCACAAGGCAGUUCGGCAGGACACGAUAACACAAUAAACGGCCUACACCACCGAGCAUAAAGCCUCUUUGGAAAAGGACAUCAAGGGGGAACCCAGGUCGUACUACUGUCAAUUCCCAUUGUUGCCGAAACGAACGAAACAACCACCAACCAACCAACCACCUGUGUCCUACAGCAAGCGAGUGGAAGCGACAGCAACAAAGACCGCCGGAUAGGUCCCUCAAUAAUCAUUUCUCCUCCUCAACUACCUACUCCCAACAACGAACAACUACAACUACUCGCGAGCGAGCUAGUAAAGGACGACUUUUACGAAUCGAAACGAACUUUGAACUACGAGUUACGAAACAUCUUGCGCAAGUAGCAAGAUACAAAUCGCGGGCACGGUCAAACCACCAAACACGGAAGAAAAAAGGAGUAAACGAAAAGCUUCAGAAAUCCAGCCAAGAUGGCGCUCAAGGACGAAUUCGCCACGCGCAACUUCAGUAUCUAUGGACAAUGGCUCGGCAUUCUCUCCAUGAUCCUCUGCUUUGCCCUUGGAAUUGCCAACAUCUUCACCUUUAGACCCAUCAUCAUUGUCUUCUCUGUCAUCACUCUGUGCUUCUCCUUUGUGAUUCUCUUCGUCGAAGUCCCUCUCCUCCUCCGCAUUUGCCCGACCUCGCCCACCUUCGACAACCUCAUCCGCAAGAUCUCGACCAACUACACGCGCGCCGCCGCUUACGGCGUCAUGGCCGUCGUUGUCUUCUUGUCCUGCAUCGAUCGCACCACGUCCCUCCUUGUCCCCGGCAUCUUCUUGUCAUUCACGGGUAUCUGCUACGCUCUGGCGGCGCUCAAGGGCCAGGCGUUUGUGGGAAGCAAGACGCUGGGUGGAGCGGGUGUCGCGCAGAUGAUUGUAUAAAUCAAGUGCGAGCACACGAGAAACAGCAAGGGGAGAGCGAAGAUGUGAGGAGGAAAUGGGGGAAAUUUGGAACUUGAACUGAAAGAGAGUACUUUCAUAAGAUGGGACUACGGAAGUAAGGGGGAAAAAAUGAACAAAAUAGGGAAUACAAAAGUUUUGGGUCAGAGGGGGGGUGGUUAACGUCAGUAUGGGUGGGAGUGUAAGUACUGACGCAAAAAAAGGAGGAAAAAUAAUGGAUGGGUAUACAUCGAGUGAAAGAAGAAUGCAGGGGAUUGGUUCGUUAUGGACAGGGCGGAAAAGGUACACUUUUUAGGAAGACAAGAGUGAUGCCGGAAAAACGGGGAAAUCCGCUCGUGUCAGUUGUGUUGUUGCUGGACUGUCUGAAUGAAUUACUAUUCACACCAAAAGGGAGAGGUCUCUCCGUGUUCAUCUAUCUAUCGUAUUGCUUGUUUGCGUGUGUGUUACUGUAGGGAUGAUACCAAUGACAAGACUGGUGGG
Neurospora crassa OR74A is the source of this 2043-nucleotide messenger RNA. Its product is annotated as golgi apparatus membrane protein tvp-18. Gene Ontology annotation, cellular component: Golgi membrane. Gene Ontology annotation, biological process: vesicle-mediated transport. The transcript is spliced from 4 exons. The record is from RefSeq and is a predicted model, not a curated record. Bases 1096 to 1545 code for a protein of 149 amino acids. Lineage: Eukaryota; Fungi; Ascomycota; Sordariomycetes; Sordariales; Sordariaceae.